Exserohilum turcica Et28A is the source of this 536-nucleotide messenger RNA. RefSeq lists its product as uncharacterized. The transcript has 2 exons. The record is from RefSeq and is a predicted model, not a curated record. Gene Ontology annotation, biological process: regulation of DNA-templated transcription. Gene Ontology annotation, molecular function: DNA-binding transcription factor activity. NCBI's taxonomy places the organism in Eukaryota, Fungi, Ascomycota, Dothideomycetes, Pleosporales, Pleosporaceae. The coding region runs from base 228 to 392 and encodes 54 amino acids.
GUGCGCCGCCUUAUGAGCUCUGUCGCUAUUGCUUUUUGCAUCAGGUAGACGGCUGAGUAUCAGCCUCGCCUAGGGAUGGGUCUUGGCGAUCAGCCCUGAUUGGCUGGGAUCACAGAAUCCAGGUGAUCGAGUUUCCACCCGGAUUCUGCCACUUAUCUGACAAGAGGAGGGUGCAACUUGUUUUAUGAGUAUUGUGAGAGGCUAGCAGGAUAAACACAUGCAAGGCAAUGGCACUUAAACAAUCAACAGAAGCAAGAAUCGAGCGUCGCAGGGAACAGAACCGCAUUUCCCAAAAAAGACGUCGUAGAAAAAACGCAAUACAAAUACGCCAUGCGAUGACCAGAGAGUUGCUCUUGCAGAGCGGCAUGCCACAUGCUACCAACUUCGUCUAGCAGAGCCUGAACAGGAGGAUCAGAACAAUACAAUCGCAGAUGAAAGAAACCACCACGCAUUAGCAUGGAGCUAUAGCGACCUUACUGCGAAAACUUCUUUAAAUGCAUCACCCAACCAUUUGCGGGAGCCGCCAGCGAUGUUAG